This is a messenger RNA of Helobdella robusta, 831 nucleotides long. RefSeq lists its product as hypothetical. Gene Ontology annotation, biological process: regulation of transcription by RNA polymerase II. The annotation marks the transcript as partial. Gene Ontology annotation, molecular function: cyclin-dependent protein serine/threonine kinase regulator activity. The transcript has 8 exons. Lineage: Eukaryota; Metazoa; Annelida; Clitellata; Rhynchobdellida; Glossiphoniidae. Gene Ontology annotation, cellular component: nucleus. The record is from RefSeq and is a predicted model, not a curated record.
GAAAGAAAUUUUAGUAAAGUGGUUAUUUCCUUGGAAAAUUUAGUUUUGCCGGAUGAAAAAUUGUAUCCUACCCCGUCCGUCCUUGAUAAUUUAUCGUACGAGCACGAAUGUGACCUGCGUAUUUAUGGCUGUGAGCUCAUUCAGACGUCUGGCAUAUUAUUAAACCUUCCUCAGGUAGCCAUGGCAACUGGACAAGUUCUGUUUCAAAGGUUUUAUUACUGUCAAUCAUUUGUCAAGCACAAUGUUGAGGUCCUUUCCAUGGCUUGCAUCCACUUGGCUUCCAAGAUUGAAGAGGCACCGAGAAGGAUUAGGGAUGUCAUGAAUGUUUUCAACCACAUCAAGCAAAUUCGAAAUAAAAAAACUAUAAUGCCAAUGAUGUUAGAUAACAACUAUGUUAAUUCAAAGAACCAAGUUAUAAAAGCUGAACGACGAGUUUUAAAAGAACUGGGUUUUUGCGUCCAUGUUAAACAUCCUCAUAAAAUAAUUGUAAUGUAUUUACAAGUUAUUGAAGCAGAACAAAAUAGACGAUUGGUUCAGUAUGCCUGGAAUUAUAUGAACGAUAGCUUCAGGACAAAUGUGUUUGUUAGAUUUCAACCGGAAACCAUAGCCUGUGCCUGCAUAUAUUUAGCUUCACGCAAUCUUCAAAUUCCCCUGCCAAAUAAUCCUCCAUGGUGGUUAGUGAUGGGUGUCGAUGAAUCGGACUUGAAAGAAAUUUCACGAUCUAUACUCGAACUCUACACUCGACUAAAGCCCAACAUAGAGGAAUUAGAUGCCUUGGUAAACGAUCUUAAGAAACAGCAGCAGUUGGCGAAGUUGAAAGCCAAAGAAUUG